AGUGAUCCGAAGGAUCAGCGAGCUGGUUCCCCAGGCUGUCCUUUAGGACUCCCAUACCCGUCUUCUAGAGGUUGACACCAGUCCCAGGGAAGCGGAAGGUAUGAGCCAAGCGUUUGAGAUUUUCCCAUACCCUCUGUACCACGACGUGGCAGUCCGCGGUCGUGUUGACCUCACAAGCUUGCAGGGUGACGCAGAACACGAAAUUCUUCUGGUCACACCCAAGCAUUGCCAAGCCAAUGUCAAUGCACCUACAAAUUCCCAGAUUAGAAAGCGAGUACAGUGGCAUACACGACGCACUCGCCACAUUUCGAUCGACGACGAGAUUUUGGCAGAGGCGUUGCGCCUCGAGGUCUCUUAUCAGGAUAAGGAAGAAGAAGAAGAAGCGGAGCAGCAAGACGAAUCUUCCCCAACCCAGCGAAGGCAAAGACUUUCACUUUCUGCCUUGCAGUCGCAGCCGUUGCUGCUCUCUUCUUCGCCGAGGACCCCUUCGAGCGAUCCGUCGUGGAAUCUAGAUAACGACAGGAGGUCAGAGCCUGAAGAGGACACGAGCGACGAUAGCAAGACAAUCGCACGCAGUCUGCGGCUUCAAGCUCGGACGCUUGCCUAGAAGGUCCUAACUAUUCCAUCAAACUCGUCAACAGUCUCGGAGCCCACUUACAAGAUGAUGAUGCUUGCAGAGGCGGGGCGACAGGAACGAUUUUGCUCACUUGCCAGACUGAGGCGCAAGCUGAGCAUAUCGUUGCCCCGCUUCGACCACAUCUUUCAGCCAACACCUUCUCCAAGGCCUAUUACUGCACCUUCUGGCCCUGCAUGAGGACGAUAACGUCUGUUUGUGCGGGGGCACGCGAACAUUUUCGCUCAACUGUGCAAACGAGGCUCAAGCUCUGCACCUCAGAGACGGUUUGGCAAG
Molecule: messenger RNA, 910 nt
Organism: Microstroma glucosiphilum
Lineage: Eukaryota; Fungi; Basidiomycota; Exobasidiomycetes; Microstromatales; Microstromataceae
Exons: 1
Coding region: 101-607 (168 amino acids)
Source: RefSeq, a predicted model, not a curated record